Molecule: messenger RNA, 2747 nt
Organism: Bufo bufo (common toad)
Lineage: Eukaryota; Metazoa; Chordata; Amphibia; Anura; Bufonidae
Gene: DYNC1LI2
Product: dynein cytoplasmic 1 light intermediate chain 2
Exons: 13
Coding region: 1-1464 (487 amino acids)
Biological process (GO): microtubule-based movement; microtubule cytoskeleton organization
Cellular component (GO): cytoplasmic dynein complex; centrosome
Molecular function (GO): dynein heavy chain binding
Source: RefSeq, a predicted model, not a curated record
AUGGCGGCGGAGAGGAAGCUGCUGGGUGCUGACCGGGGGGAGGCACCGGGAGUGGGGGGCGAAGAAGACGAGGGGCAGAGUUUAUGGUCGUCUAUCCUCAGCGAUGUUUCUACCAGGGCACGGAACAAGCUGCCCAGCGGGAAAAAUAUCCUGCUGUUUGGGGAAGAUGGAUCGGGAAAGACAACCCUUAUGGCAAAACUACAAGGAGCGGAGCACAACAAGAAAGGGCGAGGCCUGGAAUAUUUGUAUCUGAGCAUUCACGAUGAGGACCGAGACGAUCAUACACGCUGCAACGUCUGGAUCUUGGACGGUGACUUGUACCACAAAGGCCUUUUAAAAUUCGCCCUGUCCGCCGACACGAUCCAGGACACGCUGGCUGUGUUUGUGGGAGACAUGUCCAGGCCGUGGACGAUAAUGGAGUCGCUGCUGAAGUGGGCCAGCGUCUUACGGGAGCACAUAGACAAGCUGAAGAUUCCACCCGAGGAGAUGAGAGACCUGGAACAGAAGAUCAUAAAAGAUUUCCAAGAAUAUUUGGAGCCAGAAGACGCAUCCUCGGGCUCCCCGCAGAGAAGAGCUCCUACGUCAUCAGGCGCAGAGGAGGAGAAUGUGAUUCUGCCGCUCGGAGACAAUAUUCUCACUCACAAUCUCGGCAUUCCUGUGCUGGUGGUUUGCACUAAGUGUGACGCGGUGAGCGUGUUGGAGAAGGAGCACGACUACAGAGAUGAAUAUUUUGACUUCAUCCAGUCCCACAUCCGGAGGUUCUGCCUACAAUAUGGAGCGGCCUUAAUUUAUACUUCAGUGAAAGAAGAGAAGAACCUGGACCUGCUCUACAAGUACAUUGUCCAUAAAACCUAUGGAUUCCACUUUUACACACCUGCCUUGGUGGUGGAGAAGGACGCGGUGUUUAUUCCUGCUGGCUGGGACAACGAGAAGAAAAUAGGAAUUUUGCAUGAAAAUUUCACGAGCGUCAAACCUGAAGAUGCCUUUGAAGACUUUAUCGUAAUGCCGCCUAUAAGAAAGCUGGUCCAUGAUAAGGAGGUGGCAGCAGAAGACGAGCAAGUCUUCCUAAUGAGGCAGCAGUCUUACUUGGCAAAGCAGCCGGCCACUCCGACAAGAGCCUCGGAAUCUCCAGCCAGAGCUCCCACAGGAUCCCCCCGAACUGCAGGUCGUACUGGACCCACCACCGUACCCAGCUCCUCACCCAUGGCGGCUGUCAAAAAACCAGACCCCAACAUUAAGAAUGCUGCGGCCAGCGAAGGAGUCUUGGCCAGUUUCUUCAAUAGUCUGUUGAGCAAAAAGACAGGGUCUCCCGGGAGUCCAGGCGGCCCGGGGUCUGCUCCGAGCUCUGCCAAGAAAGCAGGACAGAAGCCCGUACUGACCAACGUCCAGGAGGAGCUGGACAGGAUGAGCCGCCCGCCGGACGCCGUGUUAGCGAAUUCUUCCCUUACAGAGAACGAGGCCUGAUGAGCUUAUGAAGCCAACUAUUACACAACACUUAUGUAAAUGACCAAAUAAUAACAAUGUAUAUUGGACUUAAUGAUGCAAAGGCUGCUCUGACACAGCGGAUACUGUAGGUUUUUGCCAUGGAACGAGGCGGGCGUUGCGAGCCUGACUUCAGUGUUAUGUGCCCCCCUCCCUACGUGAAGCUUGCCUUGAAUUACUCCACCUGGUUAACCCCCUCGAGUGCAGAAAGUGGCGAGAAUCGCUCCCGUCUCCGCACGCACAAGCACUUAGUACAGGUUGCAGCCCAUCCUGUAGGGGUCAGAUGGUAAGAUAACGGUUGUAGAAUCUGCCGCCUCUCAUUUGCACCAUGUCGCCAGCCCCGCGGGUGGAGAAAAGGGAUCUUUUGUAAGUUGAAAAAGUUUAAAACUGAAACAAGAAAGUGCUGCCGGCUGCGGCGAAGGAAAGUUCGGUCUGAAAGCCUGGUUAGGUCCGAGCCCUUAUACAUUUAACCACUUCCUUUCGUGCGGGAUGCUUUUGCGGAUAGGUUUUUAAUAUCUGGCUUUCCAAAGGUUUUGGGGAAUCCCUCGCUUUUACUUCCUAUAGGCUGCAGCAGUGGAACAAACGGUAGGAAUCUGCUGCCCUUGUGAAAGCUUUUUGGGGGGUAGGGUACAGUGCCGAUCACAUGGGGCAAACGAGGCAUGUUUGGUCAGUUCCAAGUGCCUAGAGCGGUUGAGGUUGUGCCACUAGGAGGCGCUUGGAGGAUUUAUGCACUGUAUUAACAGUCACUUUUAUAUACAUAAAAUAUAUAUUAUAUUAUUUGCGAUUGCUCUAGCAGCAAACCUCUGUUAUCCGUCUUGACGUCCAGAUCCCGACUGCGCAUUAUCAGUUUAACCCUCCUGGAUGUGUUGAGAGGCCUCGGUGGGGUUGUUUCCAGCCCAACUUUUAUUUUUUCCAUAGAUUUUUAUUACUUUUUUUUGCCAUGGACUUUAUUUUUAAUAUCGUAGAAGAAGCAAGGCAAGUGUUUCUGCAUGUUCUGUCGCAGGUUCUUCUACUGGGAAUGCUCGCCUUUCCAUGACUGGAGGCACAAGGAGCUCCUGCUUUUACUGGUCUGCAACACAAAGCACUAUGGGAGAAUACUGCUGCAGGUUUCCUUAAGACAAAACCACUUUGGCACUUUGUCUUGCCUUAUACCGCCCCCCCUUCCCCCUAAGAAUUUUAUAUUAAUUUAUUUAUUUUAACAUCUACGUUGGCAGGCCAUUAAACCUAUUACAUGCAGUUUCAAUAAAUGGUAACAACCCAUUGUA